This is a messenger RNA of Paramecium tetraurelia, 1425 nucleotides long. RefSeq lists its product as uncharacterized. The transcript has a single exon. The record is from RefSeq and is a predicted model, not a curated record. Lineage: Eukaryota; Ciliophora; Oligohymenophorea; Peniculida; Parameciidae.
AUGAAUAAACUUACAUUAUAAUUUAAGGCUGCAGAUAUUGAAUUAAAAUAUUAAAAACAGUCCAUUUAAAAAACACUCAGGCCUCUGCAUUUUGGUCUCCUUCUAAUGUCAUUAUUAAUGAAUACAUUACAGAUAAUUAAGGUAACAACUAGGCAAUCAUUUUCAAUACCAAUUAUCAACAUAACUUUUGUUGCCCUCUCAAUAUUAAGCUUUUUCAUUGUAAGGAAAAAGGAGACUCUAACAUAAAAAAUAAUGACUCUAGAAAAUGCUUUUAUCUUAUUACUUUAGUUAAAUUUUACUGCCAGCAAUAUACAUGGAUAAGAAUACUAUUUGUACGGGAGCAGCUUUUCUUUGAUUUAGGCAGUAACAUAUUUUGCUACAGAUUUUUAUUUAAGUUGUCCUUCUGUUAUAAUUCAUUUGAUAUUCAGAUUAGUUGUGACUACUUUUUAUGCAGGUAGAUUUGAUUUGGUAGGUUUGGGUCUUACUAUAGUUACAGCAGUAUUUUUAAUAAGCGUGUUAUAUAUAUGUAAUAGGGCACAAAGGUAGUAAUUUUUAAUGAAUUACAAAGAAGAUACGAUUAAUUAUCAAUUACAAACUUUAAUCAAUAAGCCUUUUACAAAAAUUAUUUACAAUGAAAAGAAGCUUUAAAUAGAUGUACAUUAAGUCAAUUAAGAGCAUUAAUUUUUGGGAUACAACCAAAAUUUGUGUUAUGGUUGUAAUAUCAGGAAUUUUAUAAGAAAUUGUAAAGUUGGCGACAGGAUACUAGAGAAAUGGAUAAUUCAUGAUUAAAACAGUAUAAGGGGAAAUUGCCUUGCGGUUGUUAAAAGAAACAAAAUAAAAAUCAGACUUUGUUAAUUCAACACAGAUAAUAGUUUGAUUUUAAUUUUAGAGAAUUCGAAAUUGGAAUCAAAGAAGAAACAAGUUCCUUAAAUUAUAUCAAAUCAAUUAGUAGAACAAUUUUCUAAUUGCAAGAAAAAUCGUUUUAAUUUGCAAUUUAAAUUCGGAGUCAUGUCAAUUUUAAUGUUAGGUUAAUAUAAAAUAAAGACAAUAAAUGUUGUUAAAUUGUUGAAUAAAUUAUUAAACACCUACGUUUUUUCAGCAACAGUUAAUUUGAAUUUAAAUGGCAAUAAAGUGGUAAAAUUAAAGACCUAUGCCUAAUUUUUUAAAAUAUACUUAAUUCAAGUAUUCAACAUAAUUUAGGAUAUGGAUUUAAAUAGUUUUCAUGAAAUAAGUAUGAAUAAUUUUGACAAUUAUCUUGCUUUCCAGGUAAAACUGUCAAAUAAGUACUAAUUUUUGUAAUUAUACUAAAAGAACUUCUUUAUCAAGUACACCGAAUAGCAUUUGCUGGUUACUCCUUUGAAUUUGGAUUUGGUAUUUUAUUUCAAUAAAUUAAUUCCGUUUGAUGAAACGAACUCUUAGUUAUGA